Molecule: messenger RNA, 1243 nt
Organism: Microdochium trichocladiopsis
Lineage: Eukaryota; Fungi; Ascomycota; Sordariomycetes; Xylariales; Microdochiaceae
Exons: 1
Coding region: 42-1109 (355 amino acids)
Source: RefSeq, a predicted model, not a curated record
CGUGAACCGAACCCCGCCGACACGACAGCUGCACGGCAGUAAUGGAGGGAAAGCCACAUCUCCAGCUCCUGAGCCUGCCAACAGAGCUUCGGCAGUAUAUGUGGGCCAUCUACUACCGCGAGGUCGACCGCCCCUGGCUGCGCUAUGCCGUGGAUGUGGGCAGUGGAAUCGAGUCCCAAUGCGAGAUCCCCAAGGCGCUGGCCUCGACCUGCAAGCAGAUCUUUGAAGAGACGAGACCGUUUAUUGGUCAACACGGCAAGCUGGACUUGCAUAUUGUAUACCCGCCUUACAUGCCCACGCAGCUGCCAAUCCUCCCCGCAAAGGACCUCAGAAAGGCCAUCAACCACAUCAUAUUUCAUGUGGCUGACAUCUCAGGUGGGAUCGCCUGGGAUUACGACCGACCUCCCAAACGGCCUGUCAAGUUCCACCGUUUUCCCAACCUGACCGAUUUUACCGUUUGUGUUCCCACGCACGUGCCUAUCCAGGAGCUCUUCCUUCCCGAAUCAGAGCAAAGAUCAACCCAGAUCAGAUCCACAUUUGGGUUGGAUGGAUCCCCGGGUGAAAGUGACGAGUACAUUCCGGCGGCCGUGCUGCUCGACGCGCAGAAUACCUACCGCUCGCUCACUGCGGAUCAAAAGGUUGCCCUGUGGAAGAAUCGUUAUAGCGCCAAGGCAUUCAUCGACUUUUGCUGCCGUGUCGGGCGUGGUGGCUGGCUCAGCCGUGUCGUGGACCCCGGAACACAUCCUCUGCCGUUGGCCCUGGAGGCGGACAUCGACACGGAAAAUACUGGGGAUGCGUGGGAUACGUUUGACGAAGAUUAUGAAGGGAGCGAAGGGAGUGAGCGGAGUGAAGGCGAAGAAGACUCGGAUGCCGCGGCGCAGACUCUCACCGAAUUCAGAGCCGUGGCAGCCAGGCUCCGCGUCGUGGUCGAGUGCGAGCUGUGGGCUACUGCUCGUGGUGGACCACACAAUAGCUACACAACCCAUCCCAUUGAUUCAGAGCCCUUGCUGCUCAGGCUGGAUCCACGCAGGGUAGAUAUACUCGAAAUGAGGCCGCUGGGAGUGGAGGAGUCCAUACUUAGAUCGCAGCAGAGCAAGGAGGCUUCAUAAAGGCGCUGGCGGUGGUCCAUGUUGGACACUUAACCGGCCAUCAUCGGCUGGGCCUACACUUGCACAGGAGUUCGUGUGCGCUUCAACCUAGGCUGUUCAACUUUAACUAUUUAGGCUUGCUAUACAAAUGGAAG